Linum trigynum is the source of this 1153-nucleotide messenger RNA. The record is from the annotation of a GenBank genome assembly. Lineage: Eukaryota; Viridiplantae; Streptophyta; Magnoliopsida; Malpighiales; Linaceae.
CACAAACAUGAGCGAUUGAUGAAUAUGCCGACAAGACAUGUCUACUUCCUCUUUAUCGUUCCAUUCUGCAAUUUAGAAUCUAUUAACUCCAUUGCCAAACUCCAUUCUGAUAGCAACAAAGAGAGAUUUGGAAUUCCACCUAGCUUGGAGAGAGUAAGCAGCACAAACCGGACAUGCAAAAUGAAAGAUGGGUUUGGAGACAAAGUUAAGGAUGACACCUAAAUUGUGACAAACCAAACCCCCCACGUUUUGUAGAUGCAGAGAAGAAGGAAUCAGAUUCUGCAAUCUCUCUCUAACCUUCUUUCCUCUACCUGUAGGAAAAAGGCAGCAGCAGAAUCAUAAUAAUCGAUCAUCACCUCAACAUAUAAAUCAUCACGAAUACCUCCAAACUAGACCUUUUCCAGGCCCCAACGCACACAUCAUAACAAAAUCUUUUUCCAAAAUGUCGGUUCUAGGCUACGUUCCUGUAAAGAGCUGUUGUAUGGUGAUGAGGCUGAACCUAGACUGCAACUCUUGUUGCAGGAAAACAAGGAGAAUCAUUCUCAGAAUCAAAGGGGUGGAGACGCAUAUGAUAGACAAGCAGCAAUGCACCGUGACGGUGUGCGGGAGAUUCAGGGCAUCGGAUGUGGCGAUUAAGCUGAGGAAGAAGAUGAAGCGCAGGGUUGAAAUCCUUCAUAUCGAGGAGGAGGAGGAGGAGGGCGACUUCGGCAGCGGCGGCCAUCGACAUGAUCAGCCACCAGCUGAUCAUCAAAGCAUUGAUAUAAGUCAUUAUGCUCCUCAUCAUCACCCAGCCUUCAUUGCUGCCACUAAUGGCGACUGAUCCAUAUAGUACACAAAAAGCUCUAUACACGGUACAAAAUAGACCAAAUCAUAUAUGUAGCUAGCUAGCUAGCUAGCUAGAGAAUAUGUAACAUAGUUUGGGAAGGUGAUGAACAAAUCAGGGCUGCAUUUCUUUUACUCUAUCUACUCCUUUCAUAGCUUGUUUUCAUGUUCCACUUGCAAAUGACGGCCGACUUUGACUACCCUGAUAAAUGAGGGUGUAAUGUAAAAUCGUGAAAUCCAGGCAAUGCAAUUAAAACAGUGAAAUCCAUGGUAUUUAUGAUGUGGAAAUGCAUUGGGAAGAUUGCAUAACUAACAAAAACAUGUUUUCAGG